UUGUAGUCUGUACUAGAGAUCUGAGCAGGACGAUCAGAGGGGAGCAGUGCAGCAGCAGCAGCGGGCGGGAGGCUGGAGGCUGGUAGGAUGUUGCGUCUAUGCUGCCGAUUAGGCUGAUCAGAGCCGGAGCAACGAUGCAGUGACAGUCUACACAGGAAGACACGGGCACACACACUCACACACGGACAGAGGGAGAGAGAGAGAGGGAGUAAUAACACACGAAUGCGCACGAGAAAUGAUCCGCUUCUAGACUAUGGCACCGUCGGGCUCGCGUAGUAUCAAGAAGGGCUGUCAGAGAGUUUUGUACUGGAUCCCGGUCCUCUUCAUCGCCCUCAUAGUGGCGUGGUCAUACUACGCCUAUGUGUUGCAGCUUUGCAUAGAGUCCAUCGAGCACACAGGAUUAAAGGUGAUAUACUUGCUGGUGUAUCAUGUCAUCUUUAUCAUGUUUGUGUGGGCGUACUGGCAAACCAUCUUCACCAGACCCAUGAACCCCCUGAAGGAGUUUCACCUGUCCCACUCUGACAAGGAGCUGCUGGAGCGUGAAGAUCGAGGGGAGUCUCAGCAGGAGAUCCUGAGGAGGAUAUCCAAGGAUCUUCCCAUCUACACCCGCACCAACUCUGGAGCAAUCCGUUUCUGUGACCGCUGCCAGCUGCUGAAGCCUGAUCGAUGUCACCAUUGUUCAGUCUGUGAUAAAUGCAUCCUGAAGAUGGAUCACCACUGCCCAUGGGUGAACAACUGCGUGGGAUUCUCCAACUACAAGUUUUUUAUGCUGUUCUUGGCAUAUUCGCUACUCUACUGCCUUUUUAUAACUGCGACAGAUCUUCAGUACUUCAUUAAGUUCUGGCUGAACGGUCUCCCAGACACUCAGGCCAAGUUCCACAUCCUGUUCCUCUUCUUCUCGGCCUCCAUGUUCUCAGUCAGCCUGGCUUCGCUUUUGACCUAUCACUGCUGGCUCGUCUGCAAGAACAGAUCUACUCUCGAGGCCGUACGUGCUCCAGUGUUUCGUCACGGCACCGAUAAGAGCGGUUUCAGUCUGGGCUUCAGGAAGAACUUCCGCCAGGUCUUCGGUGAUGAAGUGAAAUACUGGCCGAUUCCUGUUUUCUCCGGUUUAGGUGACGGGUGCUCGUUCCCAACCUGUCUGGUGAAUCUGGACCCGGAGCAGCCAUCAUCACCCUCCGGCUCCAACCCUGCCAACAAGAGUGCAGCAGAGGGCCGCCAGUUCCCCUCCAAGCCGCUGAGGGAGUCUCAGAGUCGACUGCUCACCAGCACCCCCUCCUGGACCUGAGAGUGACAGGGCAGCAGACAAAGACAGGAAGGGUGCCAGUAACCAAGGGAUGAGCAUAGAACAUGAGGCGUGACCUGAGUCAGAGAAAGAAGUGACACCUUCGACCCAGAAAAGAGUAUGCCGCCACGUCCUCAGUGUUUGUGCCUAUCAGAACGUGACGUGGUGGUGACAUCAUCACUAUUUGUGGUUUUCCCAUACUGCACUCUGCUUCUGAGCGCUUUACGUGACUGAUAUCACGUGCAAAGCAGAGAAAAGUUAAUUAUCCUAAUCAGUAUUACUCAGUAUUUGGGCUUCAGAAGAAGUGGAUUUCAAUUUAAAUUGCAUUCCAACAAUCACGUUUGGUUGUUUGACUAUGAAUAAGCACAGAGCAGCGAUGGAAGAGAUGUUUUUUUGCACUUUGUAUACUAAGAGAUCAUUUUGAGCUGCUUUCGUAUUCAUGAAACUAUAACUUUGUUUUAUGUCAUUUCCGUAGCUUAUAGCAUAAGUAAAUGCUGUUAUCAGUUUGCCAAAUGUUUGCACAUUAAGUAUAGAUUGGUAGUGGUGUUAAUGUGAUGUAACUGAUAUUUAUUUAGCCUUUUUUCUUCUUCAGUGAAAAUGUUUUCGGAGGGGGCACGACAUGUUGAGUGUCGUGGAAUUGAUGCAUGCUCUCAUCUCAGGAUGUCGACACAAACACACCUUGUUAUAGUGAACUGUACACAAGAUGUUCCCCCAUUUGCUUGGAUUUAAAAAAGAAUAGAAAAAGAAAAAUAAGUGUAGUCAUUAGUUAUUACAUUUGAAUAAGGGCUCUUCUGACUCGUUAUAGCAUGAGUGAGGAUGUUGCUGUCACACUGCUGGUGCUGUGACGGUGCGUCUCCCCUGCCAAACAUCUAAGUGGCUGUGUGGUAGCCUGCAGUACACGUCAAACUGCUGGCCAAAAGCUCCCCGAUGGUCUCUGGAGGCCAGCAAAGCCUCUGUGUAAUGCUGCAGAUCUGUUCCCUUAUAAAACAGCAGAUACUGUCGGGUGUUUUUCUAACUCACGUGAUCCGUGUUGUGGAUGUACUGCAGAGCAACAAAAGAAAAGAAAGAAAAAGCUCCAGCUGCUGUGUACAGUAUAUGUUCACCUUCUGAGUCUGUUCUCGUCUCUGGCUGGAAAUGAUCAAACUAUUGGUUGAAUGUAUGCUUGUUAAAAAAAAAAAAAAAAAA
This is a messenger RNA of Cottoperca gobio, 2467 nucleotides long. RefSeq names its product zDHHC palmitoyltransferase 2 (gene zdhhc2). Bases 254 to 1285 code for a protein of 343 amino acids. The transcript is spliced from 13 exons. Lineage: Eukaryota; Metazoa; Chordata; Actinopteri; Perciformes; Bovichtidae. Gene Ontology annotation, molecular function: palmitoyltransferase activity. The record is from RefSeq and is a predicted model, not a curated record.